Molecule: messenger RNA, 3501 nt
Organism: Nematostella vectensis (starlet sea anemone)
Lineage: Eukaryota; Metazoa; Cnidaria; Anthozoa; Actiniaria; Edwardsiidae
Product: protein-glucosylgalactosylhydroxylysine glucosidase
Exons: 10
Coding region: 568-2811 (747 amino acids)
Biological process (GO): carbohydrate metabolic process
Molecular function (GO): catalytic activity
Source: RefSeq, a predicted model, not a curated record
ACGAUCUCCCCAACGAUCUCUCAUGAUACUUUGCGAAUUCGAAACAUAUUACCGUUCUCCAGCGGCUGACUGUGUAGAUGCGUUCUACAUCCGAAAGGGAACGAUAUCCUGUCUCCGGACCAUCAGAAGAAACUCUGCGACUGCCUUAAUAGAUACAUCGCUCAUCUAUAUCUUUUGUGUUGGUAAAGCCGAGUUCCCUGUGGCUGUAGCGGGAGUUGAGUGGUUUCUGCUUGUUUGUCACCAAAUUCACGUGAGUUUUAUCGAGAAAAUCAGAGAUCGCAGAAACGCGCUGAUCCCCGCUACCGCGAAUGUCCCCUCGAGUUUUGAGCACCAAAGAAGCCCUGUAUUAGCUCGUAUCAAUUCUGCAUCGAAUCUUAAGUUGUGACUCCUGAAAAGUGCACUGAAGACUCCACUGCCCACCUUUUGCCGCCACUGGACCUGACUGAUGUGCUACAAUGCAAUUGCUUCUCGCCUACACCUUCUUGCUUGUGCAGCUUCGACAAAGCACUGCCCGGAUCUGGAUCUCCUCUACAGCCCGCUGAAAGCUUGCACAAUCUAUUAAGCCUAAUGCUGUCUGCCCAAGCCAUGAGUCUUGGCAGUAGAAAUGGCGGCUAUAACACGCCAGUGCGCUUUUCCACGGAAGAGCUCCCGCAAAACCUAAGCACAGUUACUGUGAGAGAUAGCAAACCGGGGAAUUUGAUGCCGUCUGUCGGAAAUGGUUACAUAGGUACUGUCAUCUACAGCGAUUCCAUACACAUCUCAGGAGUUUUCAGCGGGAAAGCGAACCCAAAGAAGUCUAAGGUCUAUCCUGUUUACUUUUACGAGCAUACUCACAGAGCGCGAAUACCGUCUCAAGUUGCUAUAAACUACAAAGUUAAAGGAAUACAAGGAAAGCAUUCGUACGCUUUAGAUGUCUCGCAAGGGGUAUUUUAUCACUGGUUCAACGGAGCUCAUCUUCGAAUCGAGCAACGGAUCUACGCUCAUCGGUCACGCAAGCAUGUACUUGUUGUUGAGAUUGAGGCUCGUAAUGAUAGUCCUGCCCCGGUCACGCUUGAGAUCCUUAACGGGCGGGGAAAUGAAUCGCGUGACAUUGACUUUGUAGAGGUGGAAAUCGAUGAUGGCGUGACAGCCGCAGUUGGAAAGGUUAAUAUCACCGAGGAGGAUGGUAUCACCCAACCCACUGUGGCAGUCGUCUGGAGUGAUGUCCCCUCCACCCUGUUGGUGAAUAAACUAACUGAGAAGCAAACUUGGACUUUUAUCACAGCUAUGACUACAAGCUUGGACACCAAGUUUGAGCCUCUGAAUGAAGCGCUGAGCCAGUGGCAUGAUGCUUAUAGGUCGAAAUCUUCCUUACUGGAAACUCACAAAGAAGCAUGGUCAGAACUGUGGAGCACAGGGCGCAUAGACGUAGAGGGUGAUCUCGAGCUCUCCCAGGCCAUCUACAGCAGCAUGUACAACAUACUCAGCUCCACCCGGGCCGACUGGCCGUACGGGCUGAGUCCAGGGGGGUUACCGGGGGGUGAGGAGUACAUGGGCCACACCUUCUGGGACCAGGACAUCUGGAUGUACCCGUCUCUUGUGCUACUGCAGCCUGACCUCGCCAGGGCAAGCCUGCAGUACCGGUACGACCGGCUUCCAGCAGCCAGAAGAAUUGCUAAAAAGUUCGGAUACAAAGGCGCCAUGUUCCCGUGGGAAAGCUCAUACACCGGACUAGAGACGUCCCCUGGAGAAGUCUACGGCAAGAACCAGAUUCACAUCACAUCCGAUAUCGCUCAUGCCGCCAAGCUCUACUGGAGAGCAACAAAGGACGAGCUUUGGCUCAGAAAAACUGGUUUCCCUUUGGUGUGCCAGACCGCAGAGUACUGGGCAAGCAGAGCAAAAGUGCGCACGCGUGAUGGGUCAACUGAAUACGUCAUAAAUGACGUCAUGCCACCAGAUGAGUACCAGUAUCCUGUCAAUAACUCGGUUUAUACAAACGUUGGCGCCAAGCUGAAUCUGGAGUUUGCUUUGAAGAUUGGAAAGCUCCUCGGACAAAGCAUGCCAAGCGAGUGGCCGUCUAUCGCCGAAAAACUCUUUAUACCGUAUGACUCACGUCGCGAUUAUCACCCAGAGUUCGAAGGAUACGAACGUGGAACCUUAGCCAAGCAAGCAGACGCAAUUUUGAUUGGUUACCCGCUUAUGUAUGAGAUGGAACAGAGGACGCGCUUCAACGACCUUGAUUACUACGAGAAGAAUACUGAUCCGAAUGGGCCGGCCAUGACACACGCGAUGUUCGCCAUCGGAUGGUUAGAGCUGGGAGAAGGAGAGCGCGCACGAAAGCCCUUCCUAAAGAACUAUGAAAACAUAAACGGACCAUUCAAGAUUUGGACUGAACAUCGUAAUCGCAAAGGCGCUGUAAACUUCAUCACGGGCGCGGGCGGUUUUCUCCAAGCCCUUCUUUACGGUUACGGUGGCUUUCGCAUCAAAGAAACCCAACUUGACUUCAACCCCAGCCUACCCCCCACCGCUUCCACCCUGACCAUUACAGGGGUAUGGUACUUAGGAAACUCGCUGCGUUUCGCAAUAGAUAAGAGCGGUAUAUCAGUGAGGGUUCUGUCCAAGGCAGUGAUCGCACCCGAAUUAGAAGUCGAAAUGUCAGGAAAAGUGCACAGUUUAGUACUCGGGAUAGAUGUGAAGAUGGCUCUCGGGAGAGGAGCUGUGCGCAUGCGCAACCUCGCUGCCUCAGCCCAGGCCCCUCGCGGACCUAGUAUCGGGCUGUCGGUUACCGGUGUGCUGUGUUCUUUGUUGGCUUUUGUAAGUAAGGUAGAUUAGUUAAUACGAUGUGAACAUUAUUCUCUGGUUGGCUACUAAAAGCACGGAAGUCGUGCUUAAAAAUAUAUGAACACCGGCCGUCAUAACAAAAAAGUGAAGCAAAAAGUACUUUUUGAGUAUUCGGUUUUUUUGUGUGCAUUUUCAUAUUUGUUCAAGAAUUAGGCUCUCUGUUAAACAUUAAACCGCUUUUUUUCUUACAGCUUUUUUUUGUAUUAUCACCCGAAUUUGGCGACGCCAUUUAUUAUCAGCGCUAAGAGUCCCAAUUAAUAAAUGCGAGCAUAGGCUGUAAUUGAUGUGUUUUUUUUUUUUCACAAGUCACCCGCGCACCUUGCUGGUGCCACUGUCAACUGGAACAGUCAUGGUGAAUCAAAACCACUGAAUUAUCAAUGAGUAAAAUCUCCCUGCCUAUUAAAGCAGACAUACUUUUCACGGCAUAGAGACUCUUAUCUUUUGUGUUUGAAGCUAAACAAUGACUCGGUGGCCUUGAAGUGAAUAUGCGCCUGUGUUUGGCGGUGUUGCUGACCUUGACUUUGUCCAGCCUCUUGCUCCGCCUGUCACACGCUAAACAUCACCGCGAAGUAAAACACCAUCGACACAAAACUUUUCUAAACAGACCGCUGCACCUAAUACCAGGGGCGCACUAUAUUGAUGAAACCGCUGAGAUCGUACCUCCCGCGCCUGCACACAAGA